CCUCCCGUUUACUCCACGUCCCAUCUCGCUCAAAAAUACAUGCAUCAUCUUCGUUCUCUCCCUGUCAUACUUCUUACAUUCCAGCACUACAUGCUGCACAGUCUCGUCCACACCCCUAUCACACAUCUGGCACACUUUGCUGCGGGACUCAGACCAUCUAUAGUUCCUUGCAUUCACAUCCAGACACUGCGCUCUAGCACGGAAAAGAUCACCUCCCAGGCUUCCCUCAUACCACACCUCACACUUUGGGGCCUCUUUCUCCCUAUACCAGUCGAGAGUUUCCUUUCUUUCCAUCUCAUUCUUCCACUUGCUCAAUCCCUCAUCUUUAACUGCCAUAUCUAUCACAUUCUUCCACUUUCUUACAUCCCACUCAAACCCCUCUCCAUUUCUGUUUGUUAUUCUCCAUUCAAACACAUUCUGUCUAUCUUCAAAGGGUCGGUACACCCACCUACUUAGCAUAACAUUCCUGUCUAUCAUUCGCCCACAUUUAUUCGCCCAUUUGCCAUCUCUUAUACUCCACAAGUAUACUUUCCUUGCUAAUCUUGCAUCCUCCAUUUGUUCCAGUCUCACCCACCCUUACCGGUGACCAUCAUCAGCAAUAACAACAUGAUGGAUAUAAAGUUUAGCAUGCAGGCAGUGGCAGAAGUGCUGUGGCCUGAAACAUGGCAAGGACGGGCUUGUACCUUGGCAGCUGGAGUGUUUGCACUAAUUGUGACAAAGAAGGUACUUAAAGGUGCCAAGGCACGACGACUUAGGAAGGAGUGGGACAGUGUGGGACAGGAUGUGGUGCUUCUUCACCAGUUUCAAAGAGGCAAAUUUUGUCCUAACCUCAGUCCCUUUGCCCUGAAGGUGGAGGUCUUCCUCCGGCUGGCCAAUAUUCAAUACAAGGUAGAUGAGAAAUCCCCAUUUGGGCCAAAAAGAAAGUGUCCAUGGAUCACCAUCAAUGGGGAGGAUAUUGCUGAUUCUGAGUUUAUACUAGAGGACCUGACGCAGCGCUUCAAUGUUCAGAUGGAUAGCCAGCUGGAGGAUCGUGAGGCAGCAGUCUUAGAGGCUGCCAGGGUAUUAGCAGAUGAACAUCUUUUCUGGUGUGUCAUCAUUUGGCGAUACUGGCUAGAUGGGUGCAUCACAUUUCUUAAGACCCAAACGUACAGCAAGGUGAUGAAUUGGAUAUUCACACUGUUUAUGAAAAAUGGAAUAAGGAAGCGUGCCAAGGAGCAAGGCAUGGGACGUCACUCCCCAGAAGAUAUAUAUCAGAUUUGUAAGAAAGAUUGUGCCACCCUGGCUGGCAUCUUGGGUAACAAGUUGUUUUUUGGAGGAGAGGAACCAUGCCGAGCAGACUGUGCAGUGUUUGGUCAGUUGUCGCAGCUCAUGUGGAAUGCUCCGAAUACCAGAUAUGAAGCCCUGGUCACUGAAGUGUAUCCAAAUCUAUCCAGCUAUUGUCUCAGGAUGAAGGAGAAGGUUUUUCCUGACUGGAAUGAUCUGCUUGUGGGUUCUGAAUGAACUAAAGAAGCAUGCAGGCUACACAGGGACUAACCAAACUUUAAUUGUGAAAAAUAUUUAUAUUUUGCACUCUGAAGUGUGAAGUGAGCGUGAAAGCAGAAUAAUUUUUUAACAUGAAAACCAGUAUGAUUGAUAAAUCUUGUAUAACUUUUAGUAAUGAUACAGUUUGCAUUAGCUAUAUUGUAAUAAUUAUUGUAUAUGAUUUGGAUUGAAAAAAUAACUAAAUUUUUCUUUCUAUCCCUGAGACAUAGUACUGUACUCCAUCAUAUGUGGCAACUACAUGGUGUAUAUAUUAUCUUUAUUACAUAUGUUUGAAUUGGAAA
This is a messenger RNA of Eriocheir sinensis (Chinese mitten crab), 1823 nucleotides long. RefSeq names its product failed axon connections homolog. Gene Ontology annotation, cellular component: cytoplasm. The coding region runs from base 607 to 1500 and encodes 297 amino acids. The transcript has 7 exons. Lineage: Eukaryota; Metazoa; Arthropoda; Malacostraca; Decapoda; Varunidae. The record is from RefSeq and is a predicted model, not a curated record.